Macroventuria anomochaeta is the source of this 799-nucleotide messenger RNA. RefSeq lists its product as uncharacterized. The record is from RefSeq and is a predicted model, not a curated record. The transcript has 2 exons. The coding region runs from base 317 to 799 and encodes 160 amino acids. NCBI's taxonomy places the organism in Eukaryota, Fungi, Ascomycota, Dothideomycetes, Pleosporales, Didymellaceae.
GUUUCGUCAUCAGAGAAGCAAUCGUCAGAGUCUGUGGUCUGCCUCUUCGCGAUGGCAGUGAAGAGACAUUACCGUUAGACGAGUGUCCACCGACUGGUUUCCUUGGUGCUUGGAUUGUAAAAGCAACUUGCGCUCUACGUGUGAAUGAACUGUUACAACACGCUUUUUGCGUUAAUUGGUACAUUCAAUUGCUUAGGGCUCACAACCUCAAUCCCAAAUCAUCGUCACUACAACAACCCAGUUCUCGAAAUCAUCAGCAUCGUACGACUGUAAAGAACAGGGAAAGAACCCAACUUGUACCGAGCCGACCACAGCAAUGCCACUCUACGAAAUCCACCACUCCUGCACCCUCACCGCCUCCCAACAAUCCGCCAUCGCCUCCGGCAUCACCUCCCUCCACUGCACCACAUUCUCCACCCCCUCCGCCUUCGUAAACACAACCUUCCACCCGACCUCCACAACCUCCCCUCAAAUCUACGUCGGCGGCUCUCCCCAACGCACAAACUACAUCCUCGGUCACUUGCGCCCGCGCCCCAACAACGCCGAAAAGCUAAGCCAUAUCGUCAAGACAAUAACGGCCAUAUGGAAUGAACAUGCGCGACCAGUGGACAGCAGGGCGCUGCAUAAUGUGUUUUUGAUGGAGGACAUCGUUGCGGGUGCGGAGCAGGGGUUUGUGCUACCGGUUCCGGGGAAGGAUGGGGAGUGGGUAAGGGAGAAUAUGGGGGAGUUUGAGAGGAGGGCGGGGGAUGGGGAUGAGAGUGUGCGGGCUUUGGUGCAGGAGUAUAAGAGUAAAUUAUGA